Molecule: messenger RNA, 2375 nt
Organism: Abrus precatorius (Indian licorice)
Lineage: Eukaryota; Viridiplantae; Streptophyta; Magnoliopsida; Fabales; Fabaceae
Product: root phototropism protein 2
Exons: 4
Coding region: 168-1874 (568 amino acids)
Molecular function (GO): protein binding
Source: RefSeq, a predicted model, not a curated record
AUGAAGAUUAAAUCACAAUAACAAAGUCAUGCUAGCUAGCUACAGUGUUCAAAAGCUCUUUAUAAUAUCCCCCACCACAGAACCCAUUGAUAUCCCAAUCUCAUCCAUUUCAUUCUCUUUGCCUAGUUUCUGUCCAUUCCCCCAACCAAACCCACCCACAGAAGCACAUGGCGUCUCCCAAUAGACUCUCUCUUGCCAUGGAGAGAACCGGGCAAUGGGUUUUCUCUCAAGAAAUCCCAACUGAUGUUAUAGUUGACGUUGGAGAAGCUACUUUCUCUCUCCACAAGUUCAUGCUAGUGGCAAAGAGCAACUUCAUAAGAAAACUGGUAAUGGAAUCAAAAGAGAGUGAAAUAACAAGAAUCGACCUCUCUGAUAUACCAGGAGGCCCUGGGAUCUUCGAGAAAGCAGCCAAAUUCUGUUACGGCGUCAACUUCGAGAUAACGGUCCAUAACGUCGCGGUUUUGCGCUGCGCUGCGGAGUUUCUCCAGAUGACCGAUCAGUUCUGCGAAAACAACCUCGCCGGCCGGACGGAGGACUUCCUCUCACAGGUCGCUUUCUUCACCCUCACCGGUGCCGUCACCGUCCUCAAGUCCUGCCGUCACCUUCUUCCCUAUGCUGAGGAACUCGGCAUCGUUAAACGCUGUGUCGAAGCCGUCUGCGCCAAGGCAUGCAGCGAGGCCAAUUUCCCCAGUCGCUCGCCGCCGAACUGGUGGACGGAGGAACUCGCGGUUCUCGACAUCGAUUUCUUCGGGAGAGUCAUCGCCGCCAUGAAACAGCGCGGUGCUAAGUCUCUCACCUUAGCCAGUGCACUGAUUACCUACACGGAGCGAGCGCUCCAGGAUCUAGUCCGCGACCACACCGGCAAUGGAAUCCGGUCGUCAGAUCCCGGCGAUUCGGAUUCCAGAUCCAAGCAACGGAAGCUUCUCGAGUCCAUCGUGGAUCUCUUCCCCUCCGAGAAAGCCGCGUUUCCCAUCCACUUCCUCUGCUGCCUCCUCCGCUGCGCUAUCUACCUCCGCGCCUCCACCGCCUGCAAGACCGAGCUCGAGAAGCGAAUCUCGGCGAUCCUCGAGCACGUAACCGUCGACGACCUCCUCGUCCUGUCGUUCACCUACGACGGCGAGAGACUUUUCGAUCUGGAAAGUGUGCGCAGGAUAGUUUCAGGAUUCGUGGAGAAAGAAAAAAGCAGCGCUGUCUUCGCCGCCGGAGAAUUCAGAGAGCCUUGCUCAGGCCCGAUGCUGCGCGUGGCCAAAAUCGUCGAUGCAUAUCUCGCCGAGAUCGCCGGGUACGGUGAACUCAGCAUCUCGAAGUUCAACGGCAUCGCCAUCCUAAUUCCUAAAAACGCGCGUAAGGUCGACGACGAUCUAUACCGUGCCGUGGAUGUCUAUCUGAAGUCGCACCCGAAGCUUGACGAAAUAGAGAGAGAGAAGGUGUGCAGCGUGAUGGAUCCGUUGAAACUGUCGUACGAAGCGCGUCUGCACGCGUCGCAGAACAAGCGUUUGCCAGUGCAGAUCGUGCUUCACGCGCUUUACUACGACCAGUUGCGGCUGAGGAGUGGGGUGGAGGAGAGGGACUCGGGGGCGGAGAGGAACCACCUUCAGGUGGAUGUGUCGUUGGUGAGGGAGAACGAGGAGUUGAGGACAGAAUUGAUGAAGAUGAAGAUGUUCAUUUCGGACAUGCAGAAGAGCGUUCCGAAUUCUCAGGGACAUGGAACGACGUCGUCUGUGUCCUCUAAGAAGACCACGUUCUUCUCUUCCAUGUCCAGAACGCUUGGAAAGUUGAACCCCUUCAGAAAUGGGUCUAAGGAUACCACUCAUUUAGAAGAUGGGAACGUGGAUUUCACUAAGCCCAGGAAGAGAAGGUUCUCUGUAUCUUAAAUUAUAAUGCAACCCUCUUCCUUCUUAGCUUUCUGUGUCUUUCUUGGUGUUUGUAAUUUCUGUUGCCUAUGCGCAGAAUUCAUAUAUAGCUCGGGUUAAGUUUGUUGAGGGAUCAUGGAUCAUGCCAAUAUUCAUGAAAAAAAUAUAAAAGUGAUGCCAUGUUAUUCUGAAUCUUGCAAACUUCUCAUCGUAUUGUGUAGAUUAUUUGUUUAAUAUAAUGUGUAUAUGUUCUUUAGGAAACUAGUUUUGCCAUCAUUUUUAUGCCCUUUUUAUUCUUCUUCUAUAAACAAAUUUGCAUUUUGUGCGUGUGAACUGUGAAACUCACGUUCAGAGUAUGUAAAACAGACUUAAAAUUAUGAUGUUUGGCAAAACUUUCUUUGCUCAAUAUCACUCUGGCUAAGUUGACGCAGUUGCCAGUACAUGAAAUUAUAUUUUUAAAAUAAAUUAUAAACUUAUAUUAUCAAAUAUAUUCUCUUUUAUCUAACUAUCAACGAAUUUUUU